GUAUGUGUGUGUGUGUGUGUGUGUGUGUUCAAGGGAGCACCUGGGCCUUCAAAGCAGUGUGAACAUCAUGUUGCCGUGCGACAUUGCCGAGCUGUUCCGCUACGAAGGCCCGAACCCGCGACGGAUGGUCCUGCAGCCGUGGGCCAUGCACCGGGAGAUCCGCGGCCACGAGAAAGGAGUCUUCCUCAAGAACGGUGGCGAGUGGCGCGCCGACCGUCUGCUCCUCAACAAGGAGGUGAUGCUGAGCGCCGCCGUCAAGCGGUUGGUCCCCUACAUGGACGAGGUGGCGAGGGACUUCUGCCGGAUGAUCGAGGGCCGGAUGAUCGAGAGCCGGCCGGAGGGUGGAAAGCACGACAAAAGCAGCCUGACCUUCAACCCCAGUCCAGACCUCUUUGCCUUUGCGCUGGAAGCCAGCUGCUACGUUCUGUACGGGGAGCGCAUCGGCCUCUUCUCGUCCAAGCCCUCCAUAGAGUCUCAGAAAUUUAUCUGGGCGGUGGAAAGAAUGCUGGCCACCACCGUGCCGCUCCUCUACCUGCCCUCCGCGCUGCUGGAGCGCAUCGGCGCCUCCUUGUGGACCCAGCACGCGACGGCGUGGGACCACAUCUUCACCCACGCCGAGGCCAGGAUGAAGAGGGGCUUCCAGCGCUUGUCUUCCGGACCCGAAGCGGGCGAGAUCCCCGGCGUUCUGGGCCAGCUGCUGGAGAAAGGACAACUGCCCCGCGAGACUAUCAAAGCCAACAUGACGGAACUGAUGGCGGGCGCGGUGGACACGACGGCCGUGCCGCUGCAGUUUGCUCUGUUCGAGCUGGCUCGGAACCCCGCCGUGCAGGAGAGCGUCAGGCGGCAGGUGAACGAGGCGGUGGGCCAGGCAGGCGGGGACCCUCACAAAGCCCUGGAGGGGGCGCCGCUACUAAAAGGCACCGUCAAGGAGAUUCUCAGGCUGUAUCCAGUCGGCAUCACGGUGCAGCGCUACCCGGUCCGAGAUCUGGUUCUUCAGAAUUACCACAUCCCUGCCGGGACCUUGGUCCAGGCGUGCCUUUACCCCAUGGGGAGGAGCGCGGAGGUCUUCGACGACCCUCUGACCUUCGACCCGGCUCGGUGGGCCCGCAUGCGCCAGGAGAGGACCGAUGGCGGCGGCGCCUUCCGCUCGCUGGCGUUCGGCUUCGGCUCCAGGCAGUGCGUCGGCCGCAGGAUCGCUGAGAAUGAGAUUCGCCUUUUGCUCAUGCACAUCCUGCUCAACUUCCACCUCAGUGUGUCCUCAUCUCAAGACAUUGACACCAAGUUGACGCUCAUCCUGCAGCCCGAGUUGCCGCCCAGGAUCACCUUCAGGAUGCUCUGAUGCACGCACGUGCGCGCGCUCACACACACACGCAUGCAUGCACGGACGCACGCACGUGCGCGUGCUCACACACGCAUGCAUGCACGCACACACAC
Messenger RNA from Syngnathus acus (greater pipefish), 1434 nucleotides. RefSeq names its product cytochrome P450 11B, mitochondrial. Gene Ontology annotation, molecular function: heme binding; iron ion binding; monooxygenase activity. The transcript has 8 exons. The record is from RefSeq and is a predicted model, not a curated record. Gene Ontology annotation, cellular component: mitochondrial inner membrane. Lineage: Eukaryota; Metazoa; Chordata; Actinopteri; Syngnathiformes; Syngnathidae. Bases 68 to 1339 code for a protein of 423 amino acids. Gene Ontology annotation, biological process: glucocorticoid biosynthetic process; C21-steroid hormone biosynthetic process; cellular response to peptide hormone stimulus.